GAACUUCCUUUUCCGCUGUGCCCAGAUGCGAUGAGGACCUAGGUUUCCACGGACCGCUGAAAAAUCCGAACCCAUCCUUGUCAAAGGCAGCACCGAACCUCGCCCAAAUGACCGAGCAGAUGACAGUGAGGGGGACCCUGAAGGGGCACAGUGGAUGGGUCACCCAGAUCGCCACCACGCCCCAGUAUCCGACAUGAUUCUGUCGGCGUCCCGAGACAAGACUAUCAUCAGCUGACCCGUGAUGAAACAAACUGUGGCAUCCCCCAGCGCUGCCUGAAGGGCCGCUCACUUCGUGGCCUAAGGCCAGUUUGCUGUUCAUCAGUGAUAAAAACAUCUGUAAAGCAUCUGUUCAACAGACGGCCAGGCCAUGCUGUGGGAUCUGAAUGAGGGCAAGCACCUCUACACCCUGGACAGUGGUGACACCAUCAAUGCCCUCUGCUUCAGCCCCAACCGUUACUGGGAUCUGGAGGGCAAGAUCAUUGUGGAUGAGCUGAGACAGGAAGAGAUCAGCACAAUCAGCAAGGCUGAACCCCCACAGUGUACUUCUCUGGCAUGGUCUGCUGAUGGACAGACCCUGUUUGCUGGCUGCAAUGACAACCUGAUCAGUGUGACAGGUCACCAUUGGAACUUGAUAAAAACAAAGUUGGAGAAAAUUUGAAUAAAAGACAGUUUGGAAAAAAUGUGCGUUUUUUAUUUUAU
Messenger RNA from Scophthalmus maximus (turbot), 699 nucleotides. RefSeq names its product guanine nucleotide-binding protein subunit beta-2-like 1. The record is from RefSeq and is a predicted model, not a curated record. The transcript is spliced from 5 exons. The coding region runs from base 368 to 658 and encodes 96 amino acids. Gene Ontology annotation, biological process: positive regulation of protein phosphorylation; rescue of stalled cytosolic ribosome. Lineage: Eukaryota; Metazoa; Chordata; Actinopteri; Pleuronectiformes; Scophthalmidae. Gene Ontology annotation, molecular function: ribosome binding; translation regulator activity; protein kinase C binding. Gene Ontology annotation, cellular component: nucleus; cytosol.